UAGAUAUUUGGCGCAACCCUGAUUUUGAUUCAGCCAAGUCCUUCUCUCCACAUUCCCCUCUCUCUGUUUCUUUUGCUCUGUUCUAUUUGUGUCAACUUCUUCCACACUCACCUUUUUCUCCACUGAAACUUCAAAAAUUUCUUCAACUUCUUCUUACUCCAAAUUCAUUCCUUUAACCCCAAUCCACAAUUCUCCAUUUAGCUUUCCUCUACUCUUUUGCAGACAUUCUGCCACUCCCAUGGCUCGAAAGCAACACUUACACGAGCUUUUGAAACAGGAUCAAGAACCCUUUCUUCUCUCCAAUUUCAUCAAUGACAGACGCUCUCUUCUCAAGCGCUCUUCCUUCAAAUCCCAUUUCCAUCUCAAAAACCCAAAACCCAUUUCCCAUUCCCCUGAUUUUUCAGCUAAAUUUUGCAGGAGCACCUGUUUUUUCUCUUUCAACCAUUCCCCUGAUCUUGCUAACUCAUCCCCGCUUUUUGGGUUUCAGUCUCCGGUAAAAACCCCUUAUCGAAGCCCCAAUCCUGUUUUCUUUCAUGUUCCGGCUAGAACGGCUGGACUUCUUUUGGAAGCUGCUUUGAGGAUUCAGAAACAGUCAACGGCUGCGAGAUCCAAAUCCUUUGGAAAAUCGAAUGGAUUAGGCCUUUUGGGUUCUUUUCUUAAGCGUUUGACUCAUCGGAGCCGUUCUCGGAAGCGAGAGAUCCACGGCGAUGGUCGGAUAAACGACCCCCGUGAUGGCCCGCCAUUGCCGGCGAAAAUGGCGAUCGAGGAGAACGAGAAAGAGAACGACUCUGUUUUUCGGCUGAGUAAUGUAACAGGCUUUGAUUUCUGUGAGAGUAAUUUAUGCGAUAGUCCUUUUCGGUUCGUGCUUCAAUCGAGCUCUUCACCCGGUCACCGGACGCCAGAGCUCUCUUCACCGGUGUCUUCUCCGGCUCGCCUAGACCAUCAGGCCAAUGAUGUAGAGAGCUUGCAAAAAUUGCCGGCUGAGGAUGAGGAGGAAGAGAAAGAACAGAGCAGUCCCGUGUCGGUAUUGGAUCCUCCGUUUGAGGACGACGACGAAGGAAAUUUCGAGGAUGGCGAGGACGAGGAUGAUUACAAUUUGGAACGCAGCUUCGCCAUUGUACAAAAGGCAAAGCAUCAGCUACUGAAAAAACUUCGAAGAUUCGAGAGGCUAGCAGAACUAGACCCCUUAGAACUCGAGACAUUUCUACUAAACGACGAAGACCAAGAUGAAGACGAACUCAGUGAUGGCGAUGACAUUGAUCAUCUCAAGGAAGAAGUAGAAGAAUACGAAAAGGACAUCAAACAACACAACAAAGAGGGCAAUGACAGUUCAAGGUUCCAAAAUCGACCCUCAAGAGAUACAAAGACACUCGUCUGCAAUCUCAUUACUGAGGAAGAGAGGAACAUAGUUGCGAUAGAGAAGAGAGAAGAGACAAUGAAGAGGGUGUACAUGAGACCAGAUUUGUGGAAACGGGUAGACUCGAAUGCCAUCGACGUGAUGGUGGGGAAAGAUUUGAAAGAAGAAGUUGAUGGAUGGAACAGAAAUAAGGAGCCGAGAGGAGAAAUAGGCAUUGAAAUAGAGGUUGCAAUCUUCAGCUUGCUGGUGGAAGAAAUGCAAAGUGAACUACAUUGCUUAGCUCAUUAAACUGCAAGCAAUUGGAGUGAGUCCACAAAAAAAAAAAAAAAAAAAAUUCCACAAAAUAAUCUCUAGAUUUUUUAAUUACUCUUAGGAAUAUAUAAUCUGACUUCAAGAGCAUAGGGUUUAAGUUUAACACCUCUGAAGUAGAAAGAUUAGGAUGAAAGGGACAUCACUAUGAUUUGUAAAUUCAUUAUCUCUCCAUAUAUUAUCAUCAUCUUAUAAUAUCUAUAAUUUUAAUUUUUGAAA
Messenger RNA from Cucumis melo (muskmelon), 1885 nucleotides. RefSeq lists its product as uncharacterized. The transcript has 3 exons. Lineage: Eukaryota; Viridiplantae; Streptophyta; Magnoliopsida; Cucurbitales; Cucurbitaceae. Bases 239 to 1645 code for a protein of 468 amino acids. The record is from RefSeq and is a predicted model, not a curated record.